This is a messenger RNA of Entamoeba invadens IP1, 1431 nucleotides long. Its product is annotated as importin subunit alpha-4, putative. Gene Ontology annotation, cellular component: nucleus. Gene Ontology annotation, molecular function: nuclear import signal receptor activity. The coding region runs from base 1 to 1431 and encodes 476 amino acids. Lineage: Eukaryota; Evosea; Mastigamoebida; Endamoebidae. The transcript is spliced from 2 exons. The record is from RefSeq and is a predicted model, not a curated record. Gene Ontology annotation, biological process: NLS-bearing protein import into nucleus.
AUGUCACACCUACGAGCAACUCCCAACAAAGAAACAACACUCGCUGCCUUCAGAUCAGAGUUUCAGUCGAUGAGACAUAUGCGUCGAGAAGAUGCCAUGAAAGCGCGGCGCGCUUUUAUCACGGACCCGAUUGAUAACAUCCCAGUGUUUGACACGACAAGGGAUGUUAUUCAAAUAUGUGACCAGUUACUUAGUGGCAAUCUAACUUUAAUAGAACCGCUUAGGAAAUGUCUUUGUGAGGACAGUGCGAUUUGCGACAUUUUGAUACAGAAGAAUGUGACACCAUUUUUGUUGCUACAAAUGAAGAACAACAAUGACUAUAAAAUAGCAAUGAAUGUCCUGAGGUACUUUGUCGACUUUACAGCAUUAAAUAAUGUAUGUGCGGAGGCUACUGUAGCUUCAGGGUUCAUCAAUGUAGUACCCAAUCUUGUUCAAUCGAAAGACAUUGGCCUGACUUAUUACACCUUUUUGGUUCUUUCUAAUUUGUGUUGCAACCCAUCGACUAAAUUGAAAGUGGCAGAGCUCAAUGUCUUACAAAUUGUGACAACCAUUCAAUCGAUGAUUUCAAACGAAUAUUUGAACGAAAUUAUGCUCUUUUUACUCAGAGAAUUGUGUAACACCAACCCUAUUUUAAACAAAGACUUCAUUCAACCAAUAACAGUGUUCUUCUUAUCUGUGCUCGAACACGUGACUGAGAACUUUAACACAGACUUCUUAUCAAACAUCCUUUCUGGCUUGAGUUAUAUCUCUGGAAGUAAGUUAUAUCAACUUGUUGACAACACUCGCUUCUUUAAAGUGAUAUUGCCUUACUGCAAAGAUGCAGAAGUUGCUACUCAUGCUCUGACAUUUGUUAAUAACAUUAUCGCAAAUGACGAGAAUGCUGUGUUGCUUUUAAUAAAUUUGGGACUGUUUGAGUAUUUAACAGAAGCUUUUGAUACAUUAGACAAAUACACUUACAUCUUGAAAGUGUUGUCUAAUUUAUCGACUUUCAGUCUCCCAGAAGUCCACAAAACACUGAUCUCAUCAUCUUUGAUUCCUCACGUCUUUGACCUUCUUCAAAAUGGAAGUCUGAAAGACAACUCUUUACUUGAAGCUCAUUGGACUAUUGCAAAUUAUGUCUACACCAAAGACGAAGAGUCUUUGGCUUUCAUUGUACAACAUUAUAAAGUGGUAGAGGUGUUGGCUAUAAUCAUUCAAACGUAUGUUGAUAGCGAUGCCAUGAAACGUUGUGUUGCAAUCGCUUUAAUGGCUCUCAUCAAUGUUUUGAAAUUCUCUGAAAAGGUCGACUUUGACCCAUUGUCCAUUCUCGACACUUUCUUCUUCGAAGACUUGCUCGAACAGUUGUCUUCCAAUUCAACUGAUCGAACUGUGCAAAAGAGGAGUCAAUAUAUUCUCGACCACUAUUAUAUCUAUGAGGACGAUGAGAUGUAA